AUGGCAUCUUUCCUAGACCAGGCUAGCCUGCUAAAGACAGCUGCUAUAGAGAAGGUGGUGGCCCCCAUCGCAGUACACCUGGUCCACCUGGUCCUGCUGUGUGAGAGGGCAGAGGGGCUGGAGGGACCAGAGCAGUUCACCCAGCUAGAGGGAGAAGCCCAGGCUGUGGCCAGAGCCACCAUGAACAUGGCCGCCGUUGCCUACAGACGUUCAGAAGCCUCAGAUGAUGAGGUAAUGAGGACAAAGAUGUCAUCCCUAGUGGAGCCGAUGACUGUGUCUGGACAGCAUGUCCUCCUGGCAGCCCAGAAACUCAGUAUCCAGCCCAGCCUAGCCGAGCACAGAGAGGAGCUCAUCACUGCAACACAGAAUGUUCUGCUAGGAGUGGUCAAAAUACUUUCAGUGGAAGAUGAUGCAACUGUGAGAAAGACCAUAGCGGCUGCAGACUGGGUGUUGGACUGCCUAUCCUCUCUAGCUUCCUCCCUGGACAUCCUAUCUCUACUGAAGGCUUUCCAUCGUUUCACUGAGGCCCUGAUUCUCCUGAACAACCUGGUAGUGGAACGGGCUGAAGCCCUGCAGGAUCCUAGGCAGACGGAGCACUUGCACAACUCUUUGGACUCCUUGAAGAAAUGCAUCUCUAUGCUUCACACGGCUAUGGUCACCACUAUCAAACACCGAACCAGUGAGCAGGCCCAAGCCGCCAAAACGUACAUUCUGGACAGGGUGAAAAGCACUGUGAAAGACAUUGUAACUACACUCAAGAGUUAUUGCCGUAGAGGUGGUGUUGCCUUAGGUCCGUGUGGGUACUACAUUGACAGGCGUGAUGCUUUGAUAAGGCUACUGGCCAGUUCUUCCUCCUCUUCCUCGAUCAGUAACGUUGACAGCCUCUUAAGAGAUCUUGUGUUCCACUGCAUGGUGGUGGCCAACUCCUCACAAAGGGAGCUUCAGCACUGUGUGGUGGAUCAUUGCCGACAUGUCCUACAUCUCUGGUCAGAAAUGUCCAGGCUUGUAAAGCUUCCAGAGAAUCCUGAUGAUGAUAACCUGAACCAGCAUUUACAGAGUAUCUGUUUUUCACUGAUGCAGCAAAUCCAGAAUCUUGACAGUGCUAUGAUGACUGCAGUUCUCUAUCAAGUUCUGGACACGUUUGUUACAGGGUCAAGUCCACUCGAAGAUCUGGUGAAUAUGGUUGGACAAGUCUUGGAGAAUGAUUCAGUUGAAGAGUUGCCGGUAGAUCCAGUUUCUAUCCGUGUAUUGCUCAUGGAUCUUCUAACACAGGCUGAUAGGAUGAUCCAGGUUGCAAGUUUCAUCUCGGCUUUCGCCACGGAUUCUAAGAGUCUAGAAAAUGUGGAGAACUCAAGGGCAUGCCUCACGCGUCUGAAGGCUGAGAUCGAACCUCUUGCACUGGAGUUGGAUAAAGACGGUUCAGACUUAGAGAACUGCUUUGAGGCCGUGCAGAAACUCCACGAUCUGUGUGAGAGAUGGGAAGAGGAGACCGGUCAGCUGCAGGAUGCUCUUUGUGACAUCAUCGAUGUUAGAGAAUUCACUAGCUUGGCAGUUCACGAGAUGGCUAACGACCAGUGUGGAUGCGACGCGGCGUAUAAAGCCCAGAACCACAAACUGUUCAGAAAGCAUGCUGAUGACCUUAUCUCCCACACAAAACAGGUGGUUCACUCUGUUAGAAGACACGUAGACAAGAGUGACAACCCCAUCUACCGCAAUGGACUCCUAGUUCUGUUGAAACAGGUCGAAGUGUCACAGGCCAAAGUGGUCGGAUCUCUCAGAGACAUGUGCUCUGGUUCCAGUCUUGAUGUGAAUGUAUACUCUGUCUUUUCAGAUCAAGCAUUUGUGGUGAUCCAGCACUUUAGAGUGUUAAGAGAAGGGCUGGAUGGACAGCAACAUCCACACCUCCUCAGUCCACUGCGAGAGGCUGCACGCCAGAGCAUAGUCUCAUCCUCAGUCCAAGCAAACAAUCAGGUUCAAGGAUCAGCUAUGGAUCAGGAAAUAAGAGACCUUGGCCUUCAGUUUCCUGUUCUAGAUGUUUCAGAAAGGGAUUCACCAGUUGAAUAUAAAGUUGAGUUCUCAGAAAAAGAAAUUAGAGAGCCUAUGAUGGUAGACAAAGACUUCAAUGAUGAUUUAAAGGGGCCAGCUGUUUCAGGUGAAGCGAAUCCAAUCCCAAAGCCUCUUGAUUUCGACCUUUUGCCCCUCUUGUAUAAGGUUGUGACUGUGACUAAAGAAAAAGAUGUAACGGUCCUCAGCAAAGCCUGUACAGGAGUUCUCAAGCUUUCAAAUUGUUACGCUCAGGCUGUGAAAGAAGCUUCAACUAUUGUUGAUGCUGUCGAUAGUCAGACAUUGGAUAUCUUCAGAUCAGAGUUAGUGGCCCUGACGCCUCAGUUAGUCCAGACAGCUCAGGAGACUGCGAUGAGCUUAGCUAUGAGCACGGACAGUCUCUACAAACACAGUACACUGUUCUCUGACCUGAUCAACAACAUCAGGAAAGUGCUCUUACCAGCUGCUGGAACCUGGUACCAUGCCGUUUAUUCAAUGUUUCAAGGUCGUCCACGAAACAUGGCCGCCCCUGCCAUUUCUCAGGAACUCAGCAAAGUCAUGAGUUUGUGUGCCGAUGUGGUGCAACUGUUGACGUCGUCUGACAUAACGCCACCAAGUGACUCUCAGGAGAGCUUUACAGUUUUGCACAGCAAGCUGAUCAAAGCCCAUAACAACACCAGAGAGCUGACAGAACUUGCUAGCUCAUCAACAUCAGGUCAGGCAGAUCAAAUUGAGGGGCCUUGUAUUCUGUGGGCACUGUCAGUCCAAGUUUUACUGAAUUCUUUGGAUAAGAUUUUAGGAACAAGGGAAACAUUGAUGAGACAGUUGACCCCUCAGAAAAGGUUGGCGGCCAUGUCUGAGAACUCACUGCGAAUCCAAGAGGCAGCGAGACUGACUAGCGUGAAUUGUAAAAGCGCCUACAAAGUGAAAACGUUGACACAACUUCAGGGGGAAUUAAAGACUCUCACUGAGGCAUACUUACAGGUAGCUGAGGACCUCUGCAUUGUAUCUCUCUCAGGCAUCCUCCAGUUUGCCAGGUCAGAAGUUCUACAAAGACAGCUUCUGAUUAAAAUGAGGGUGCUAUCCGGCCACUUGAACAAAGCAAAUACGGACUAUGUCACCGCAAUUCAAAAUAUCGUAAACAUUGCUUAUAAGGCUUCCAAGCACCACAAAGAUAACAAGACAUCCAAGGAGGCCCAAGAAACAUUUGAGACUGCUGCAGAGAAGCUUUUCGAGAACGCCAAAGCUGCUACCAAGAGGGUUGAAGACUGUUUCAACUACAUUCGCAACCCUCGUGCUCGGAUUAACCUGAGGUCCAUCAACGAUCAUCUGUCCUUCCAGAUCUCGGAUAUAGUGAGCCGAGCCAGGCUGGUAGUGGAGACCCACUGUAUCUACGACACUCUCAGUCUGGAGAUCCAGAUACAGUGCUGGUCGGCCAAGGCACACUUUUUAGCCGAGGAAAUCUAUAAGGUGGAUGGGCUAAGCCAGGAGGCGAAAGAACAUGUCAAGGUUGGUCUGCAGGGUGGAACACCAGGAGAUUGCAAAGAAGGGAUGACUGAGAGCAAUCUUUCUCCUACUCUAAAGAAGAUUGAUUACCAACCAGACAUUGCACCCUGGCAGACAACCAAUCCAGAGAAUAUAAAUACCACAGAACAGAAUUCCAGUAUCUGUGGUGCAACGCUCAAAUAUGAACCUGCGAUGGCAACAAAACAGUAUGAUGCCCCAAGGUCUGCAUUCUUCAGAGACACCCUAUCCCUGACUUACCUCACCCCUUCCCUCACCUACACCACAAUCACCCCAUCUCUUACCUACACCGCCUUGUUCCUCAAACAAGAGACAGACAGGUGGGACGCUCGGGGCAACCGUAUCGUUCAGGUAACCAGGGAGAUUGCAGACCAGAUCUACCACAUGGCCCAGUACCUGAGGAGGAAAGGGCCCAUACUGAGCAAAGAGAUGUUUGUCAACACAGCAAAAGGCGUGGUCUCAAAUUGCCAAUACAUCACCCACUUUGUGAGGGUCAUAUCAAACCACUGUCUGGACAAACAGUGUACUGCUGAACUGUCUCUCAGAGUGGAACAGAUUCUCACCAUCACCAACCAACUCACUAUCAUCUCCAGUGUUAAUGCAUUGACCCCUGGAAGCAAGUCUUCAGAUGAGAUCCUUGUGAAGAAUGCCCAGAACCUGCUGCAGAUAGUUCUGCAUGGGGUCAGAGCAGCAGAGACAGCCUGCAUCAAGGGUUUGAAACAGCCGGAGCCCAACUCAGAUGGGGUGGAGGCAGCAGAGCUCUGUUUCCAGUGGAAGAGGAACCUACAAAUACACCGAGCCCAGCAGAACUGUAAUUCAGACACGGAUGAUCUUGGCCUGAGGAGAACCUCCCAGCACAGAGAAUCCCCCAGCCUGGCCCCUCCUAUUCACAUACAGAAACAGGGAUUCAAGUGAACGUGUCAAACCCCAUGGACUGGACACCAGGAACUACUUGUUGCUACCAUGUAAACAUAUGGAUCAUGUCCACAGGACACACAACUUGAGGGAAAUGUAAUGAAAUAACUUCCAGUGUCCAGCACUUUGUUCCUAUGACAAAAGUUUUGUGACCACAUUUCUUAAAUACUAGAUAUGUUAGCAAGCACAUGAUGUGCAAUGCAUUACACUUCAUAGAAAUGUUUGGCUGUAAAGGCUAUUUUGAAAAUAGCAAAAAGUUUCAUAUCAAGGAAUGUGUAUUUGAAAUAUUUUGGGCAUCAGAGCAAUCUUGAGGGAAUCCUAUUUGUGUCAGAAAAGGAUGUUCAUAUGAUAGGUAAGAUAUACAAAACUUGCAGAGAUCCUAUCCAACUGACAAUCUCUGACAAAAAAAUAUAAACUAUUGGAACCAAGACUUAAAAAUAACUGAUUUGGUACAAGAUGGAGGGAAUGUUGGAACAUAACUAACGAAAUUACAGUUAACAAAAAUGUACGCUUAAUCCAGUAUAAACUAAUUUUUUAAAUUUAUUACACGAAACAAAAUUCACAAAUUCUACAGCACAAUGGCAGAGUCAUGUCUUAAGUGUAAAACGAACAAUGACUCCAUAGUCCAUGCCUUCUGGGAAUGCUUUAAAGUCCCAAAGUUAUUGGCAGAGUUAGAAAGUUGGCUGUCAGAAGUAUUAGAACGUAAAUGUACUUUUAAUCUGUCUGCAUAUUUCAAGACAUGGCAUAUGAGGGUGCAGUGAGAUACCCGAUGGGUUGGACGAUAUUUUUCUCGUCAAUUAUCUUGAAAAGAUGUAUAGUUACAAACUGGAAAUCAACCAAUCCUCCAUCGUUAACACAGUGGAAAAGUAAAAUCCUUUAUUAUCUAAAUGUUGAAAGUGCGUGGGUGGAGAGAAACAAAAUGAUGCAGUUUGAGGCCAUGUGGCCUGGCGGAGAGUAUUGCUGGAGAUGGGGGUGUGAGAGGGUCUAGGCAGGGGUGAUGUUGUGGAUGUUUGUGACUGUAUAUUGUUCUUUGCAUAUGGAUGUU
Oncorhynchus kisutch (coho salmon) is the source of this 5527-nucleotide messenger RNA. RefSeq lists its product as uncharacterized. Gene Ontology annotation, biological process: cell migration; cell-cell adhesion. Gene Ontology annotation, molecular function: actin filament binding; beta-catenin binding. Gene Ontology annotation, cellular component: adherens junction; catenin complex. The record is from RefSeq and is a predicted model, not a curated record. The coding region runs from base 1 to 4482 and encodes 1493 amino acids. NCBI's taxonomy places the organism in Eukaryota, Metazoa, Chordata, Actinopteri, Salmoniformes, Salmonidae. The transcript is spliced from 9 exons.